Molecule: messenger RNA, 906 nt
Organism: Pochonia chlamydosporia 170
Lineage: Eukaryota; Fungi; Ascomycota; Sordariomycetes; Hypocreales; Clavicipitaceae
Product: Ferritin/ribonucleotide reductase-like protein
Exons: 5
Coding region: 1-906 (301 amino acids)
Source: RefSeq, a predicted model, not a curated record
AUGUUUUUCUCUCGUGCUACAGCUCUCGUUGCCAUCGCAGGCCUCACCGCAGCCGGCCCUAUUCAGAAACGUGAUGGCAUCAACGAUGGCGUCAUUCUCAACUACGCUUUGACUCUGGAGCAUCUCGAAGACACCUUCUACCGCCAAGGGCUAGAGAAGUUCACAGAGCAGGACUUUGCCGCUGCUGGCUUCGAUUCCUCCUUCUACGGCAACCUCAAGAAGGUUUCAUCUGAUGAAUCAGAGCACGUUGGCUUUUUGACCAAAGCGCUAAAGGCUGCUGGUGUUACCCCCGUCGCCGCAUGCACAUACGACUUUGGCUACAAAGAUGUCAAAACCUUCCUUGCCACCGCUUCCAUUCUCGAAGGUGUUGGCGUCUCUGCCUACCUCGGCGCUGCUGCCGAUAUCAUGAGCAAGACAUAUCUCACCGCGGCCGGUUCCAUUCUGACUGUCGAGGCGAGACACUCGUCAUACAUCCGAGCUGGACUGAAGGAAGCUCCAUUCCCUCAACCUUUUGAUGCCCCUCUAUCAAUCAACGAAGUCUAUUCUCUUGCUUCGCAAUUCAUCACGUCUUGCCCCAAGGAGAACCCUGCUCUUCCCGUCAAGGCAUUCCCCAAGUUGGCCCUCGACCCCAAGACUGCCAUGCCCGUCAAGACAGGAGCAACCGUCACUCUCCAGACUCCAGGCUACACCCUCAAAGCUCCCCAGGGCUCUACCCAAGUCUACGCCGCUUUCAUCGCCGUCACCGGACCAACAUUCGUUCCUGCCACGCCCGUUGACGGAGGUUACUCUGUCAAGAUUCCUGAGGGUUUUGCCGGCCAGACUUACGUCGUUCUUACUGGCUGCAACAAGAGCGUCACUGAUGACACUGUCGGUGCUGGGCCUGCGAUCAUUGAGAUCUCGAGCUAG